GGAUGGAUAUGGUUAGUCAUAGGGAAUAGGAGUGGGGAUAUUUUGCCACACUGAGAACAGAUUUUUGACUCCAAGUGCGUCUCAAAAGUGAUUUUGACGUCGUCUACGACGCACGCGAUUGCCAUUCACUGUACUUUUGUGCUUUGGAGGAUUCCUCAGAGAAUUCUUUUGUGUGGCAUUUGGCUAAAUUGGCGGUGAGUGGUGUUUUAUAAAUUCUUGAUUGAAUUCUCAGUGACGAUAUCGUCCAUAUUUUCUCAAUAUUUAAACACUAAACUAAAUAAAACGCUGGGUAAAAAUAUCCAACAGAUGGUUUAAACUCAGCUAAAAAAAGGUGAAAGUGUGUGAAUCGAUUUCUGUGAUUUUUUUUUUGCAUUAUUACGUCCAAGAAAUCGAUAUUACGUGUUGCAUAUAGAACAUUGAAUAUGGAAGAAUUUGUGGUGGAUUGAGAAAGUUUUGGGCACCAGAGUUUAGAGCAGCAGAAUUAUUGGCUGAAAUAUACCCGUCCGCAGUGCGGCCAAGGUUAACUCCGAAUCACACCUAAUAAGACAAAUUCUCUCUUGUGGAGUUUUUGCGACAAACACCAUUGGAGCGUCAGUCAACUGGAGUUUAUUCCAAGCUCUAUACAUAAUCGUCCAAAAGAAGUUGCUUUCUUUGUUGGCGGAAAACGCUUUAUCACGAUGACAGUCACAGUUGCUUCUGAGCCUAUCUGGAAUUUGGAAAGACGCGAAUCAUCCGGACAUUUGAUAUGGCGUCAGGAUGGUUCAUCGAAGGCCAAGGUGCGCUUCCGAUGUGACGUAGAAGUGCUAGAAUAUGUCAAAGAUCCAGCAGAGCAUGAGGAUGAUGAUCGCAACAAGAAAUUCCAUGCUGUUGUUGUCUGUGCAACCUGCGUAGCUGCUCUAGCAGUAACCGUGAUCCUUCCGUGGUUUCUCAUCGGAUCCUCGUGAUCACCUAAAUCUCCUUACCCUAAUCCCUAUCCCCUAAGAUACUUCAAUUAGCGAUAAAUGUCCGAAUGAUAAGUGGAAAACUAUUAAUCGUGAGGUGCGAUAAAAUUUGCGACUGUGAUGAUUUUAAGAGGAUUUAAUGUAUAUCUUAAGAAAAAAAAUUGUAAACAAUUAUGAAGUAAUAUUAUAUUAUCUUUUGUAUAAAAUCAGCUAAAAGAGAAAAAAACUUACAAAAUAAACACUGAGAUGAAUAAUUUCUCUAA
Phlebotomus papatasi is the source of this 1204-nucleotide messenger RNA. RefSeq lists its product as uncharacterized. The coding region runs from base 678 to 944 and encodes 88 amino acids. The record is from RefSeq and is a predicted model, not a curated record. NCBI's taxonomy places the organism in Eukaryota, Metazoa, Arthropoda, Insecta, Diptera, Psychodidae. The transcript is spliced from 3 exons.